This is a messenger RNA of Paramormyrops kingsleyae, 1674 nucleotides long. It is a transcript of the gene ttc5, whose product is annotated as tetratricopeptide repeat domain 5. Gene Ontology annotation, molecular function: protein binding. The record is from RefSeq and is a predicted model, not a curated record. Lineage: Eukaryota; Metazoa; Chordata; Actinopteri; Osteoglossiformes; Mormyridae.
AUGAGGUGCUGCAAUGCUACGCCCUUCAGUCACGUUACGCAGGGAACGCGCAUAUUUACAUACAUCUGGUAGUAUUUGGUAAACAUGGCUGACGUUGAGAAGGAGAGUGAUUCGGUUAAUAAAGAGGACUUGCAAGUUUUGAAGCAACUUGUGGAUGAGCUCUAUCAAUUCCGGGACCACUACUUUGAGACACACAGUGUAGAGGAUGCUGUGAGGAAGCAAACUGAUGUCAAUCAUGAAAUGGAAAAGACUCUGAACCUGCUGAAAGAGAAAGAAGGGCAGUACCAACAUAAUGCUCAGUACCUGCUCCUCCGUGGCCGGUGCCUGGGCGUGGUCUCUGGGUUCAGCGCAGCUGCGGAGGAGAGCCUCUCUCGAGCUGUAAAACUGGAGCCGGGCUUAGUGGAGGCCUGGAACACCUUAGGGGAGCAGUUCUGGAGGAAGGGGGACCUUGCUGCUGCUAAGACCUGCUUCACUGGGGCACUACAGCAGUGUAAGAAUAAGGUGUCCCUGCGCAGUCUGUCCAUGGUGCUGAGGCAGUUGCCAGCAGGAGAUGCCCAGGAGCAAGGGAAACGUGUGCUGGAGAGUGUGGACCUGGCCCGGCAGGCUGUGCAGCUGGACGUCGCAGAUGGGACAUCUUGGUACAUCCUGGGGAAUGCCUACGUCUCGCUUUUCUUCAGCAGCGGCCAGAACCCCCAGAUGUCACAGCAAGCUCUUAGCGCUUACGCACAAGCUGAGAGAGUGGACAGCACAGCAUCCUGUAAUCCCGACCUCCACUUCAACAGAGCCACGCUCUUCCAGUAUGAGGAGAUGUUUAGCUCGGCACUGGCUGGUUACAGUCGGGCUGCGGCUCUGGACCCCGGGUGGGAGGAUCCUUGUGAGAGAGAGAGGCAGUUGUUGGAUUACUUGCAUCGGCUCACUGCCCUCAUUGACAAUAAGGGGAAGGUCAAGGCACGGAAGUUGAGGACCAUGCUAGGUUCCCUCUGUGUUUCUUCUAUAGGGCCAUGCUCUUCACCGCAAUACUGCUCGCCCUCAGGCAGUGUGGGAAUGCUGAAACCCUGCAGUCUGUCAGCCCUUUCUCAUGGACACAACACAGGGGCUGCUGCCAUUGGGAAGGUGGUGUUCAGCAUUGCUUCCGAGGGGCGCAUGGCCUUUACUUUUGGUAUUGUGGACAGCGAGGAGACCUGCUGUGUGGUCAUGGUCUACAAUACUGCAGACAACUGGGGGGUCUUGAUUGGAGACACUGUGGUCAUCCCUGAGCCCCAGGUCAAACGUCAUAGUGUUACACACAAAGAUCAGUCAUAUGACUUUCGCAGCAUACGUGUGCAAUCUCCACUGUUCCUCAUUGUCAAUGGCAAGAGGCAAGCAGCAAGAAGUCAGAUGGCAGCCUCCGUCAGCUACAAGCCCCAGAGUGAGUGAGGGUUCUACGGAGUGAAGUCCAAGCACAGUGUAAGUCGGCAGUUUCCUUGAGUGAGACUGGGACCAACCAAAACUGGAGAACUGUGAAUCUGGAGAGAAAGUAGUGUAAAUAUUUGUCCUUUUGCAUCCACUAUGUUUUAGAUAGAUGUCUCUUUAUAAAUAUGUAUUAAACCUUUUUUUUUUUGUACCCUGUAAUUAUAUGGUGUAAAGCUGUCCCUUGAGGAACAUAAAAAAAUGUUCAUUAAAAGGGAAAAUUGA